Messenger RNA from Adineta steineri, 330 nucleotides. The record is from the annotation of a GenBank genome assembly. NCBI's taxonomy places the organism in Eukaryota, Metazoa, Rotifera, Eurotatoria, Adinetida, Adinetidae.
AUGCAAAUGUCUGGUAUACCUAAUUAUUAUGGUUCAGUUCGUCGAGCGGCAUAUGGUGAUCGUAAUUCACACACACAUGAUCUAUCCAGUAAUUAUUAUUAUGAACAUCCUCAACAACAUUAUAAUAAUCGUUAUAAUUAUUGGAAUGAACAUUAUCAACAACAACGUUCAACAAAUAAUAAACAUUCUAAACAUGGCGGUGCACCAAUUAUAAAAAAUCAACUGCAAAGACAACUAAUAGUCAAUAGAGGUGGUAAUAAUAAUCAUAAUAAUUUUCGUCACCAUUCAGUAAGUGAUAUGAUCAAAAAGAAGGUGAAGAAUGAGAAAUAA